UUAGGUCAACCAUUUCCUUUUUCCAAUUCAUCGGCAGAGAAAAAUUUUAAAUAAUUUUGUCUUAAUCCUCGUGUACCGAUUUCAGUCUGAAUCAAAAUGUCAAGACGAGGAGGUCGAGGAAAAACGCAUCACAAAGGCAGGAGACGCCAUUUUACCGAUGCAGAGGAGCUGCAAAUGGAGAUGGAGAGAGAAAAGAGAAGACAGGAAUGGAGGGAGAAGAAAGAAGGUGAUGGUUCAGAUGAAGAAGGUGCUGCUGCAGAAAAACCUGAGGCCAGCAGUGAGGAGGAAUCUGACAGUGAGGAAGAGCAGGUUAAACCAAAAGGUGUAAGUGGUCUCAUAGAGAUAGAAAAUCCCAACAGAGUCACUUCAAAAACAAAAAAGGCCUCAGAAUUAACCAAUGAUGAUAGUAGUACUGUGCAACUAUCUCGAAGAGAGAGGGAAGAGAUUGAACGGCAGCGUACAGCAGUGAGAACGAGGAAACUACAGGAAGAAGGGAAAACAGAUCAGGCCAGGGCUGAUCUGGCACGACUAGCAGUUAUACGGAGGCAAAGAGAAGAAGCCGCACGCAAAAAAGAAGAACAGAAAAAAGCAAAAGAAGCUGCUGAUGCUGCUAAAAAUGCCAAACGAUGAUAGAGGCCUAAUAAAGAAGCACUGUCCUGUCGUGAAAGCAUUUAGGAUAACAGAACUGAAUGAGUAAAGGCAGAAGUGGACAGAUUUGGUGGAGAUAAUCGUAUUUUUCGUACACUUGUAAAGUACUGAAACAAAAUUCUUGUAAAACGGAAGUAAAUUUGAAACCUGUAUCUUAAUGUGGGAAUGUGGCCACUUGAAAAAUUACAUUUUAGUCUGAUAUUAAUUUUUCAACCAAUUGCAAAUGCACUUGUCAGCUUUUUGAUUUUAUGUAGAAGCUGGUGGCUUCUUAUACAUGGAUAGAUUGAGAAUGACAUAAAAAGCCCGUUCUUGUUGGACAAAUUGUCUUUGGAAAAGAAGAAAAACAAAGAAAUCUUAUUUCUUACACGGUUGAGACUCGUUUAAAAUACCGGCUAAUUGCUUCCCCCAAAAAAACGCUUAAGUAAAACUUUCUAUAGAUCAUA
Messenger RNA from Pocillopora damicornis (cauliflower coral), 1091 nucleotides. RefSeq lists its product as uncharacterized. NCBI's taxonomy places the organism in Eukaryota, Metazoa, Cnidaria, Anthozoa, Scleractinia, Pocilloporidae. The record is from RefSeq and is a predicted model, not a curated record.